Molecule: messenger RNA, 537 nt
Organism: Vigna unguiculata (cowpea)
Lineage: Eukaryota; Viridiplantae; Streptophyta; Magnoliopsida; Fabales; Fabaceae
Product: CASP-like protein 4D1
Source: RefSeq, a predicted model, not a curated record
AUGGUGUCAAAACCUGUGGCCAACUCGAUGCUUUUUCUGAGGAUUGUUGCUCUUGCAGCCUCAGCUGCAUCUGUAGCCUUACUGUUUACGAACAAAGUCAAAUUUGAUGAUGGAACGAAGCUCAGAUUUCAAGAUUUCUAUUCAUUCAGGUAUGAAGCAGUGGUUGGAAUAAUUGGUGGUGCAUAUUGUAUACUGCAGCUACCAUUUGCCAUAUAUUAUGCAGUAAAGCAGAAGAGGUUGAUACGCAAUGGAUUCUUACCUGAAUUUGAUUUCUAUGGAGACAAGGUAAUUUGUGUUCUUCUGGGCACAGGAGUUGGUGUAGGGUUUGGAGUGUGUUUGGAAUUUAAAAAGUUCUUUGAUGACAUAUUUGACUCUGUGGGUACCCCAAAGAGUGACCCUACAAGGAAGACAUAUGACAAGUUUUUUGUUCGAGGGAUUGUGGCUUCUGCUAUUCUCCUUGUUGCAUGUCUUUCUAUGAUCAUUGUUUCUCUUAUUUCCUCCAUCAAUCGAAAUCGAAGCAAAGGCAUUUUUAAUUAG